Messenger RNA from Scomber japonicus (chub mackerel), 5376 nucleotides. It is a transcript of the gene alk, whose product is annotated as ALK receptor tyrosine kinase. Gene Ontology annotation, biological process: regulation of cell population proliferation; protein phosphorylation; cell surface receptor protein tyrosine kinase signaling pathway. The transcript is spliced from 29 exons. Gene Ontology annotation, cellular component: membrane; signaling receptor complex. Gene Ontology annotation, molecular function: ATP binding; protein binding; transmembrane receptor protein tyrosine kinase activity. Bases 1 to 5376 code for a protein of 1791 amino acids. The record is from RefSeq and is a predicted model, not a curated record. NCBI's taxonomy places the organism in Eukaryota, Metazoa, Chordata, Actinopteri, Scombriformes, Scombridae.
AUGAACGCCAGGAUAUUGUUUUUGCUUGUUUGUUCUGCGGCAUUUUUAGCUGGGCUGCAGUGCGCCUCGCCAAGGACCACAGCGGGGAUGGAUCCCCCUACAGCCGGCUUCAGCAACCUCACCAGCAGCAGCAGCGGUGGCUCCAGCAGUGGUGGCAGCAGCGGGGAAAGCGGGGGUAAAAGAGACUUGAACCAAACCAUAAACUCCAGGCUCAAGAGGAAAACCCUGGCUGUGGAUUUUGCGGUGCCCUCGCUGCUGCGCUAUUACCUGGCGGAGUUCAUAAAGAGACCCCUGAACGGUGACUGCCAGACUUUUAGCGGAUGUUACACGGUGCGAGCAAACUUGACAAUGCUCUGCAUACCUUUACAGAAAACCAUAUCUACUUUUGUGGAACCAAAGUCAGCGGAGUCUGCACAGAGGAACGCCUCUGCUGAAGGACAGCUCCCCUUCUUCUUCAAGCGGCCGCUGUCCGAAGUUCUGAAAUUGGACUUGACUAAAGCCAGCAGGAAAUCGAACCAAGUUGUGGUGGAAAUAGGAGAGGAUAGAGUCAGAACGGGAUGCGGGGGGCUGUCUGUGUACGAGGAGGCCCCGGUGUUAACCCUGGAAAUGGACCUCACAACUAUUCUGGAGUGGUGGCUCGGCGCGGACGGGGGGCGGCUGAGGGUCCGGCUCAUGCCCGAGAAAAAGGCGCAGGUGCCCGGGAUCGAGGAUCGGUACACGGCGGCCAUACGCGCUGCAGACCCCCGCCUCUUUCUCCAGAUAUCCUCCCGGGGUGAACCAUUGGCUGGCAGGGCUGCUGCUACUGGCAUUCCUAGAGGGUACUGGAGCUUCUCCUGGGUAGCCGAGGACGACCUGAGCUUUCCCAAAGAGUCGAUGCCUACGUCAGAUCACCGGUGCCCUGGCAAUAGCAGAUCAUGUGACCAGCACCUGGAGGAUGUCCCACAGUUCACAUGGAGCUUAGUGGCUGCCAGGGACCUGCGGGAGGAAAGGAACGAGAGGAACGAAAAGAAUUCAGGAAGCCCCCAGGGCUGGGAGGAAGGUAAGAGCGAAGGUCAGUUCCUCUGGGUGAACAGUUCAGCCUUUGGGGGCCCUUGGGUGCUGAGUCCUUGGCUGUGGGGAGGCCAAGUCCCCUGUAGCCUGGAUGUGGCCGUGUUCCUCCACCCUAAGCAGAGUGGGCAGUACACCAUAUGGCUCAUAGAGCGGGACAAACCACCCCUCGCCCUCUUCUCCACUGACACGCUGCCACGCAUGACAGGCUGGGCGGUGGUCCACCUCACUCUGGGGACCCACGGAGCAUCACCUUUUCGGUUGUCGGCGGGUUACGAUCAGCGGAUCCGGCAGGAUGACUCGGCCACCAUCGAGCCCCACUUCACCACCAACUGCACCAUGGCAUCCUCACAGGGCCCCAAUAUCACACUUGAGGGUCAGUACCACUGCCACCAGGGACCCGGGAUCCCACUGGACAAGCUGUGCGACUUCAGAACAGACUGUCCGCUCGGCGAUGACGAAGGCGACCUAUGCCGGCGCUUUCUCAAUGGCAGCUACUGCUCUUUUGAAGACGGCGACUGCAGUUGGCAGUCAUUAACGGGCCGCGGCCUCUCCUGGAGAAGACUCCAGUCCCCAGCCAAGGCUACCAGGCAGAGCUGCCCAUCAUCAGGGACUACGUUCAGUGUGGAGGGAGGUCAGUCCAAAAGUCAGCGUGGCUCAGCGUCACUGAGGAGCCCUCUCUUCCCUCCACCUUUAAGAAACUCUCCAUGCAUGAUGCGGUUCUGGAUGUGUUCCGGAGGCUUACAGAAGGGGGCGCUGUCUCUGUUGAUCAGUGAGAACAGCACUGGUCCAGAGGAGCAGCGCACACUGUGGCACUCAUCCAGCGAACCCAAAUCUGAGAGGGGCUGGAAACUCAUCAUACUUCCUCUUUAUGGGCUGGCAGACUGGUUCUGGCUGCAGUUCAACACAGAAGAUGGACCUGGACCCGGUUCAGCCAUCUCUCUCGACAACAUCUCUUUCAGCAUGGACUGCUUCUUGGCUUCAAACGGCGAAUUUCCACCAGUGGCCAGUAGCACAACCAGGAUGCCAGCUCGACCACCGAUCAAGACCACACCCCCAUCCAUCGGGAGCCCUGCGAUUAUCUUCCCCUACACAGAUUACUCCAAAAAUUGGAUUUUCAAUACCUGUGGGGCUGUGGGGCCCGAAGGCCCGACUCCCACUCAGUGCCUCAACUCCUACAGGAAAACCAACGUCAGCGUCACAGUAGGAACCCGAGGGCCCUUCAAAGGCAUUCAAACAUGGCAGGUCCCAGAAACUGGCACCUACAGGAUCACAGCUUACGGUGCAGCCGGCGGUCGAAGCGUGAUGGCCAUUAAAGGAUCGCACGGCGUCCACAUCACGGGAGACUUUCUGCUGAAGCAGGGCGAGGAGCUUCACAUCCUGGUUGGACAGCGGGGAGAGGACGCCUGCCCCAAUGCCAACGGCAUGCUGAACAAGAUCUGCCAGGAACAGAGCGGCCCGAUGGUGAACAAAACUCAAGUGAAAGGAGGCGGAGGAGGAGGUGGCGGGGCGACGUAUGUGUUCAAGGUGGACAACGGAGUCACCGUCCCCCUCAUCAUCGCUGCUGGGGGAGGAGGCAAGGGCUACAGCAGCCAAUCGGAGAUACAGCUGGAGCAGAUGGAUGACCUCAGCCUACUCGGUCGCAAUGGGAAGUCGUAUGCUGCAGGUGGAGGUGGAGGCUGGAGUGACGGCACUCCUGUCAGUCAGGGCGGCAGGCCGCUGGUGCUCGGGGGCCAGGGAGGGCAGGGUUGUCAGAAGUUCUGGCAUACCCGAGGAGGAUUCGGGGGCGGCGGGGGCGGCUGCAUGUCCGGAGGCGGUGGUGGAGGCUACAGAGGCGGUAACACCUCCUUAGAUGACAACCCCAAACACGACGGUGACGACGGCACGUCCUUCGUCGAUCCAGACGGAGAAAUCUUCCUCCACCCUCUGAAAGUUAUGGAGGGGGAUGGUGAGGUGAUCAUCAGUCCGGUGCAGAACUGCAGCCACUGUGACAGCGGCGAAUGCGAAGAGAUCAAGGACAGCAUCGUCUGCUACUGCGAGAAUGACCUCGUCCUGGCGGAGAAUGGGGUGUCCUGCGUCAACUCCACAGGUUUGUCUGCGCCGCCUCCUCAGCCGCCUAUCUCCCACCUGCCGCUGGGUCUGUCCGUGGGUACCUCUGCCCUCAUCGCCGCCCUGCUGCUGGCCGUGUCCGGAGUCAUGAUAAUGUACAGACGUAAACACACAGAGCUGCAGUCUAUCCAGCUGGAGCUGCAGAGUCCAGACUGCAAGCUCAGUAAGCUGCGUGCCUCCACCAUCAUGACCGACUAUAACCCAAACUACUGCUUCGCCGGUAAGACGGCCUCGGUCAAUGACCUGAAGGAAGUGCCGCGACGCAACAUCUCCCUCACCAGGGGUCUGGGUCACGGCGCUUUUGGUGAAGUGUAUGAAGGUCUGGCGGUGGGGAUACCGGGUGAGCCGAGUCCACUUCAAGUGGCUGUCAAGACCCUUCCUGAGGUUUGUUCUGAACAAGAUGAACUGGACUUCCUCAUGGAGGCUCUAAUCAUCAGUAAGUUCAGCCACCAGAACAUAGUGCGCUGUAUAGGAGUCAGUCUGCAGGCCAUGCCCAGGUUCAUCCUGUUAGAACUAAUGACCGGAGGAGACCUCAAGACCUUCCUGAGGGAGACCAGACCCCGACUGGAGCACCCGUCCAGCCUGACCAUGGUGGACCUUCUCAAUGUGGCGAGAGACAUCGCUAAGGGCUGCCAAUAUCUGGAGGAGAACCAAUUUAUACACAGGGAUAUUGCGGCCCGGAAUUGCCUGCUGACCUGCAAGGGGUCAGGACGCGUGGCCAAGAUUGGAGAUUUUGGGAUGGCUCGGGACAUUUACAGGGCAAGCUAUUACAGGAAGGGUGGGCGUGCCAUGCUGCCAGUGAAGUGGAUGCCACCUGAAGCCUUCAUGGAGGGCAUCUUCACAUCCAAAACAGACACAUGGUCAUUCGGGGUCCUGCUGUGGGAGAUCUUCUCACUGGGCUACAUGCCGUAUCCAAGUCGCAGUAACCAGGAAGUGCUGGAGUUUGUAACCAACGGUGGAAGGAUGGACCCACCCAAGAAUUGCCCUGGGCCUGUGUAUCGUAUAAUGACUCAGAGUUGGCAGCACCAGCCUGAGGACAGACCUAACUUCUCAACUAUACUGGAGAGGAUCGACUACUGCUUGCAGGAUCCAGAUGUGGUGACCAUGCCCUUGCCGAUAGAGUAUGGACCCGUCCCGGAGGAGGAGGAGCGUGUACCCAUGCGCCCUGAUGACCCCUCAGCUCCAACAGUGCUGGUGAACACUCAGGUGCCUGAUGGGGAGGUUCCACAGCCGCCUCCAUCCUAUCCUGCAGAGGAGAGCCGCAGAGCAGGUGGGGAGCACGUUGUUGUGACGAACGCAGUGUCGGAGGCCAAAGCACAGACGUCAGCUCAGCCCCAGCCGUACCUCCACCAGCACCAGCAACCUCACACGCAGACCUCCGUCACCAUCACCACCACCAACGCCGUCACCUCCACAGCCGCCUCUACAGUCACUGCCAAGGGACCCCAUGUCAACACCCAGCCAAACCCGGAGGGGGGGCACAUCAACCUGGCGUUCACCCAGGGCCACCCGCAGGAGAAGGAGGGUCACAACGGGAAGAGCACCAGUCUGUGGAACCCCACGUAUGGCUCGUGGUUCCUGCAGCAGCAGCAGAGGAAGCAACAGCAGCAGCAGCAGCAGCAACAGCAGCAGCAGCAGAGGCAGGGUGGGGUGGGGGGUGCAGUAGGCAGCGGCAGCAGGGUGCCUGGCGAGGGGCAGGAGCACGUGGGUCGGACGGUGGCUGAGGUGGCGGGAGCACUGGGUUUCCAGCACCAGCACAAGCAGUUCCAGCAUCCGCUCCAGCAGCAGCACCAACUCCAGCUGCUGCACCAUCAACAGCAGCAGCAGCAGGGUCUUUGCAGACCACUGUUACCCCCUCCACCACCUCCCGCUGGCCAGACGCCCCUGCUUUUAGAUUCAGCCGCUUUGCCCCCAGUUCCCCUCUACAGACUGAGACGCUUCCCCUGCAGAAGCAUCAGCUACGGCUACCAGGAGCAAGGUCUGCCCCUAGAGGCCGCCCACGGCAACCCAAACCCCCCUCCUCCUCCUCAACCUUCCUCCCAACAGGGCACCUCCAUGUCCGCCUCAGCCGCCCACCAGAGGGGGGCCUCUAUUCCCACCUCCGUCUCCCUGGGUCGGUCAGGUAUAUCCGAGGACAGCCGCCCACUGCUAGUCACCAUGGGAACAGUGCAAGACCCCAGGCUGCCCAGGAUGGAGGGCCACAACGCCACCGUGCUUUAG